Molecule: messenger RNA, 1623 nt
Organism: Teleopsis dalmanni
Lineage: Eukaryota; Metazoa; Arthropoda; Insecta; Diptera; Diopsidae
Exons: 2
Coding region: 1-1623 (540 amino acids)
Source: RefSeq, a predicted model, not a curated record
AUGGAAUUUGCUACAAGAACGAUAUCACAACAAAAGAAUUAUUGUAGCAACAAUCAUUCAAAGAAUUCUAAAUCAACCAAUCCUUCAGCGACAGAAAUAAGGACACUCCAUGAUGUUACUUUUGAAGGAUUGCUGGCACUGAAGAAUGUGGGACUCGAAACUGAUUCAUGGUCGCCGCUACUGCUUCAUAGUUUGCUCCUCAAACUAGAUAAGCAGCCUCGCAUUUUGUAUGAACAGUCGCUGACUCACCCAAGAGAGAUUCAGUCGAUUAAGGAGUUCAUGGUUUUCCUGGAAUCACGAUUCCAGUCCUUAGAGGCGAUUGGCCAUAGGGAGAAGCCAUGCUCAGCAAAAACCCUUGCCACAACUAUGGGAAAGGCAAAUAUAUACACCUGUAAGUUCUGUAAUAAUGGAUCACAUCCGAUAUAUUAUUGCAAAACAUUCUUGCAAUCAGCACCACAAUGUCGUAUCAAGACAGUACAAAAACUUAGACUGUGCUUGAACUGCUUACGUACAGGCCAUAGGGCAGCAGAAUGCAAAAGUUCCCGGUGCAACAAGUGCAGCAAGGACCACAAUUCGUUGUUGCACUUAUCAGAGUCUUCCAAGACAACACACAAAUCGAUCAAUGUCAAAUCAGAUUCAUCGGUUGAGAAACCCGGUCAUCAACCUUCUACUGUAAUCACAGCAUUAACACAAAAAAAGGGAUACGUUCUUCUUAGUACAGUUAAUAUGAAAAUAGCUACGUUUGAUGGUAAUUUCAUUGAGUGCAGAGCAAUACUCGAUUCUGGAUCACAAAUAAACUUAAUCACAGAAAAACUGGCAAGAAAAUUUAAAUUGCAGUUACAUUCAUCACCGUUAUGGAUAGAAGGAAUUGGUAGAAGCAAAAGAGACACAAAAUACAGUCCCAACCAACACAGUGUCUGGACACUUCCUGAGAAUAUAAAAUUGGCUGAUCCAGACUUCGCGAAUCCAAAUCAAAUUGACUUAUUAAUUGGAGCAGAAUUCUAUCACAGCUUUUUAUCGAUUGGUCAAAUCAAAAUAGGUGAGGGUCUACCUGCACUUCAGAACACGGUUUUCGGAUGGAUAUGCAGUGGCAAAGUUAGCAACGGUAAUCAAAAAUUACUUACCUGUGGCAUGUGCAGCGAAGCUGACGACGAAGCAUUGGAUAAUAUACUUACUAAAUUCUGGCAAUUGGAGGAAAUCAAUCAAACGGAUGACAAAUUCACUGAUGCAGAAAAGAAAUGUGAAAAAUCUUUUGCUCAAAAUACUCACCACAAUUAUGAAGGGCGAUUUGUCGUGAAACUACCAUUUAAGGAGGAUACAACUGUUCUUGGUGAAUCCAUGCAGAUGUCGAUGAAUCGGUUUUUUAGUCUUGAACGUUGGCUGUUGAAGAAUUCUGAACUAAAGAAGAUGUACGUUGACUUCAUGCGAGAGUACGAACAUCUCGGCCACAUGGAAAAAAUCAAUCAGGAUGAUAUAAUGCAUCCACAUUACAUUUUGCCACAUCAUUGUGUAAUCAAGGCAGAUAGUACUACAACAAAGCUUCGAGUGGUGUUUAAUGCAUCUGCAAGAACAUCAACCGGAGUCUCACUCAAUGAUAUCAUGCAUAAUGGUCCAGUCGUGUAG